This is a messenger RNA of Epithele typhae, 570 nucleotides long. RefSeq lists its product as uncharacterized. Bases 1 to 570 code for a protein of 189 amino acids. NCBI's taxonomy places the organism in Eukaryota, Fungi, Basidiomycota, Agaricomycetes, Polyporales, Epitheliaceae. Gene Ontology annotation, biological process: mycotoxin biosynthetic process. The transcript has 2 exons. The record is from RefSeq and is a predicted model, not a curated record.
AUGACACCAAAGUGGCUCGAGUCCUUCGCUCUCACUGCAGCCAUCUCUCUCCUCGUCGUCAACUUCACUUACAAGGCCUUCAGUCUCACUUGGCUCCUCCGCUCACAAGAGCCUGAGCUCAUAAACAACGGAAUCUGGGAGAUCGACCGACCCCCCGUCGCGCUCGCCUUCGACGCCGGGCUCCACUACGACCUCAACGCCUCCGCCGCCUGGGCGGCCCUCGUGCCCGGGGACGGCCUCGUCCACCUCGGCCCCGCGCGCGAGCCGUUCCUCGUCUCGAUGCUCCACCAGCUCCGCUGCCUGGACGUCAUCCGCGACCAGCUCGCGAAGCCGCUCGCCGCGCGCACGGAGCAGCCCGCGCGCCACUGCAUCAACUACGUCCGCCAGAUGAUCCUCUGCCGCUCCGGGCUCGAGCUCGACGCGUACCAGUACCCGAGCAACAUCAAGCCCGUGGAGCCGCACCCGGAGCGGCGCUGCCUCGACUGGCGGAAGGUGUACGAGGCGGUGGAGGAGAACCAGCGGGAGCACGCGGCGUGGCUGGGCGCGCGCGAGAUGCGGGCGGAGCUGUGA